UAUGGCAGAGUAUCCAAAAACACAGAAAACUCCUGGUGAUGCAACUGAGAUCCACGUGACACUAUUAAAAAGAUGGCGUUUAUUAAAGAGGAGAGUGAAGACAUCAGGAUUGAAGAAGCAUUCGGCAUAAAACAUGAAGAUACUGAGGAACAAACAGGCCUAAUGGCACUGAAAGAGGAGUGUCAAGAACUGGAUGAAAUGGAAGAGACAAAUCAGUAUGAAAAACAUAAUGAUUUCAUUACUGGAGAAAAAUCCACACAAACUGAAAAGGCUUCCCCACAAAAAGGAUCUCAGAAGACCGAAUCCAACAGUUAUUUCACCUGCCGUCAGUGCGAAAAGAGUUUCAAUCAAAAACAAAACCUUGAAGUCCACAUGAGAAUUCACACUGGAGAGAAGCCUUUCACCUGCCAGCAGUGUGAAAAAAGUUUCACUCAAAAACAAAACCUUAAAGUACACAUGAGAGUUCACACUGGAGAGAAGCCUUACACCUGCCAAGAGUGUGGACAGAGUUUUACACAUAAAGGAAACCUUAAUACCCACAUGAGAAGUCACACUGGAGAGAGCUCUUUCACCUGCCAGCUGUGUGGGAAGAGCUUCUCACGAAAAGAAAGUCUUCAGACUCACAUGAGAAUUCACACAGGAGAGAAGCCGUUCACAUGUGGUCAGUGUGGAAAGAGUUUCAGAUGUAAAGUAAACCUUAAUUGUCACAUGAGGAUUCACUCAAGAGAGAAAAGUUUUAUAUGUCAUCAGUGUGGAAUGAGUUUCACAGAAAGCAAUCACCUUAAGAGUCAUGUAGUAACUCACAUCGGAGAGAAGCCUUUCAUGUGCUAUCACUGUGGAAAGACUUGCUCAAACAAGGCAAUCCUUGAAGUUCACACAAGAGUUCACACUGGAGAAAGACCUUUCAUCUGUCCUCAGUGUGGAAAGAGUUUCACGCUUAAAGGAAACCUUAACAUUCACAUGAGGCUUCACACUGGAGAGAGGCCUUUCACUUGUCUUCAGUGUGAAACGAGUUUCACUUUUCACACAGACCUGAAACGUCAUUUGCAAACUCAUUCUGAAAAGAAAUUGUAGUGUUCCUCAGUGUGGAUUCCUCAGGUUUACAAAAAAGAGCAUUCACUCUGGAAGAAUACUAUUUAAUUUUGAUCAGUGUAAUAAAAAAUGAUCAUCAAAAUUAUAGAUAGACCUGAAUCAUAUAUUUAAUUUUAUAUUUGAUUAUUUAAUACAACGAAAACAACAUAUUGAAUAAAUUACCUUCCCUAUUGCCGUGAAAUUCCACAACUUAAAUUAAUAUAAAAAAUAAAGUAUAUAGACCGAACACGAUAUAUUGCAGCCUUCUGUGAAAAUGUUUUAACUAUGGUGCUAGAAUUGACUCAGAAUUAAUGUAUUUACAAAAUAUUAAUAAAUGUAUAAGGUAAUUCACAUUCAUCACUAAUAUCUCAUAUUUGCAAACAGCAAUUUACACAUUCAGAACCUACACUGUCUCUACACCGGACACGAGUGGCAAGAGCAAAAGACAAUAGAACCCAUUAUUAUUAGUGAUGCUGUGCUUGCACUGCAUGUGGCGUGAUGCAACACAACAAAUCCCCGACAGUAAACUGAUGCUUUAUGAAUGUUUCUGCAUGUACAGACUGAUUGUUGAAUCUGCAUUUGAAAAUUGUCACGUGUAUGAAUCACCUUGUAUUUGUAAAUUUUUAGACUUUCUUGACAGGGCUCAAUUUGUAUGUGGGUCUGUCCAGGGCUGCGUUUCCCAAAAGCAUCGUAAGUCUAAGUUGAUCGUAGAACAAUUGCAAUCAGUGGUCUCUACAACCAAAUUAGGCUUACAAUGCUUUUGGGAAACACAGCCCAGAGCUGUUAAA
This is a messenger RNA of Rhinichthys klamathensis goyatoka, 1859 nucleotides long. RefSeq names its product gastrula zinc finger protein XlCGF8.2DB-like. The transcript is spliced from 2 exons. The coding region runs from base 73 to 1074 and encodes 333 amino acids. Lineage: Eukaryota; Metazoa; Chordata; Actinopteri; Cypriniformes; Leuciscidae. The record is from RefSeq and is a predicted model, not a curated record. Gene Ontology annotation, molecular function: DNA-binding transcription factor activity; RNA polymerase II cis-regulatory region sequence-specific DNA binding. Gene Ontology annotation, biological process: regulation of transcription by RNA polymerase II.